Eurytemora carolleeae is the source of this 5288-nucleotide messenger RNA. RefSeq lists its product as uncharacterized. Gene Ontology annotation, biological process: actin filament bundle assembly. The coding region runs from base 23 to 5209 and encodes 1728 amino acids. Gene Ontology annotation, cellular component: actin cytoskeleton; plasma membrane. NCBI's taxonomy places the organism in Eukaryota, Metazoa, Arthropoda, Copepoda, Calanoida, Temoridae. The record is from RefSeq and is a predicted model, not a curated record. The transcript has 24 exons. Gene Ontology annotation, molecular function: actin filament binding.
GUUUCAGUUAAAAUGAAACAAAAUGGUUGAAACGGAUAAGAUGAUAACAUGCGUGACUCUCCUGCAUGGAAAAGAUCUUGACUCUCUGAUCGGCAGCGACAAGACGCUUGUUCGUGUACAGGAGCUGACGCAGGAGGAAUCACUUGACAAACUCUUGCUUGUAAAACUCAUUGCCACAAAAGUAUAUACAUAUCCAAAUGGAAAGACGCUCACUAGAUGUGAAGUUAAGGAGAUCAUAAACCCAGAUGAACCAGAUGUACUUCCUGAAACUUUUACUCGUCUAGUUCUACAUGGAGCUUACAGUGAUCAGUUCAUUUCACACAAGGUUGAGAUCGGUUGGUUAAUGCUGAUCCAGUAUCCUAAGAUCGAAGAAUAUUCACCACUACCUCACGAAGUUCUAUCUGAAGCUAGAUCUCCUUGGACUAUCCGGAUAGUUGCACGGAGAAACAAACUCCUGCCCGUAGUAAAAUUCAUCCUUCUCCAUUCUCCUCGACUCCAACCUAUACCUGAACCUCUAGUUUCUCAACCAAGCUCAUCCCAAACUCGUCCAUUCCUCUCCGAGACUCUAAUCAUUGAAAAUCUUUUUAAGAGCGGGAAUGAUUUUACUCCGUCCUUCCCUGGUAGUGUUGAACCUCCAGCUCCGUCGGUUGAGCCUGGUAACAAUCUAGUAGAGAAGGGAACCUCGGGGGAACCAAGUGUAAGAGAAUUAAAAUCUCCUGUUCCCUCAACCUCCACUCAGGAAACAAAUCCUCCAGCUGCUUCAGCUACGUCUACUGCUGAUACUGCUAGUGUUGCUCCUCAUGCAGCGGCUAUUGCUUGCGUUGCUCCUGGAGUUGCUACUGCUCUUGUAGGUCCUGUAGGUCCUGAUCCUGUAUUCCGUAGGAUGCGUCCUCUCAUCUACUUCCGGGAUGAAGGGCGGAAAUAUUCAACUCUCAAGGAGUGCCGGGUCAAGAAAACUAAAUAUAACGUAUUUGCAGUGGUCAGUGAGAUACUAGAACUCCCGCAAAAGAGGAAAGAUAAGCUUGUAAUGAAAAUGCGGAUCCAAGAUGAGAGUUUAGAUCAUUCUGGUGUACGUGGAAGCUUCAAGUUUGAUAUCUUGACAUCGUAUAUGAACGAAAUCCCUGUGAUACAGGCUGGUUCCAUCCUCCGCAUACAUAAUCUUGUCGUAGAGGUUUUCAUGGGUAUUCCAGACGGCAGAGUUUUCAAUGCGCUCAGUGUUACUUCUGUAAACGGAGGUGUUGAUGAUCCUGUUAUCACUGAGAGUGGCAAACCUGAAGGAGAAUUAAUCUGGAAACCAACUGAUACAACGAGGGUUGAACAACUCAGACUCUGGUACUCAAACAGAAACAAGGGAAAAUGUGUGGAUAGACUGCUGGAGGAUAUAAAGGAACAAUGUAUAUUCAAUCUCUACUGUAGAGUAUCAAGUAUCCGGGAUAUAAGUGAGGAUACUAGAGUAUAUAGGGUUGAGGACGGUACCAUAUCUUCUCUGCUCUCUCUAGAGAUAACUGAUUCACAAACUCAGGAUUUUGAUUUCGGUGUCGGAGAAGACAAACCCUUCAUAGAUAUCUUUGUAAAGAAUCCAGAGCAAAUUAAAGGGUUGGAUGUUGCUGCUGGUCAGUAUGUAUACCUAGAGAAGGUUCAGUGUGGAGUAGACGAGGUGGAUCAGAGUCAAAACCUGGAAUCUUUAAACCAGUAUUUUAAAUUUAGUUUAAACAGUCAAGGAGGAAGUAGGGUGAACAUAUUAGAUUCAGACUCUACGCAGGAAGCCCAGCUCCGGAAUAGACUCGGAGACAGACGAGAUGAUUCAUCCCUGGUGGACAGCUACCUUGAGGACAUAAUAAACUUUGCCAAUAACGGAACUCCAAUGCCAAGUCCGAAGAAAAGAACUGGGAACUUUCAAGAUGGCUGUUUGAGACCUAACAGCGUUUUUUAUACUUUCGACAAAACCAAACGUAAUUUAGGAAAUACAAACUCUAAGAUUUCUCCGGAAGUUCCUAUUCAGAGGGAUAUUUCAUCUCCGGGUCGGAAAGAUGUAGGAGAAGAGCAGAAUAGAUUCUCUGAAGAAGUUUCAACUCAAAGUACACCCUUGAGAACCUCUCUGAGUGACACAGUCUGGAGUAUUGAGAGGCCUAGUGUUGAGGAUAAAGGUUGCCAGACACCUGAACCUGCUAAUCACGGACCAAAGAGAUCCCUGUUUACAAACCCUUCAACGUCCAACUCUAUCAGUCCUAGUUCAAUCUCAAGUCCAGAGAAACGGAAGGGAACCUUUAAACGAUCUAGAGAGGAAGAAGACUCGAGUGAAAAUAUUUCUAAACCACAUAAAAAAAUCAAAUUAAAACAUCCUAGCAACAAAGGUAGUGCUGAAAAACAGAAAAAUGGCGCAAUUACCAAAACUAAAGAUGAUGAUGAUGAUGAACAUCCCAACAACAAAGGUAGUGCUGAAAGACAAGAAACUGCUGAAGAUACCAUGGACAACGAGGAACAGUCUGGCAACGAAGUUACUGCUGAAGAACAAGACAAUGAUGUAAACACUAAGGAUAAAGAGGAUUUGGAGGAAAUUAUUAAUGAAAGAAGGUCGUCUCGUAGUAGCUUAUCCCUGACUAACUUCCAGAACGGACAGAAGCUAGUUGAAUCAAGCACUUCCGGUUCCAUCAACUCAUCCAGAUAUCGGGUGCAUGUAGCAGUAUUUAACGAAGGAGAAGAAGGCUUCCAGGAAAAGCAAGAUUUAUUAGAAGAAUUAAAGAUUAAAGAGGAUGAAAAGAAAAGGGAGGAUAAAAAGAUGAAGGAGGCUAAACAAAUGGCAGAAAAGAAAGCAGAGGCUGAAAAGAAAAGGGAGGCUAAAAAGAUGAAGGAGGCUAAAAAGAUGGCUAAAAAGAUGGCAGAAAAGAAAGCAGAGGCUGAAAAGAACCUGAUAAGAUUUUCACAGAAACAAAGAAGUUUGAGGUCUGAUGACGUUAGGAUGAAAGCUCUCCGUAGUUCAGCUUCCUUUUCAGAUAUUCCACUGGGUCAAGCUCGGAGUGGAUCAAAUCAAAGUGAUUCUUCCUAUAGUUACGCGUGUGUCUCUUCUUUGAGCUCUUCUCCCAAAAGUCAAGAUAAAAGGGUUGAAACUGAACAUGAAGAGAUAGACGAUAAUCAGCUGGAGAUUGAUGAUCAAACUGAAAAGAAGGAAGACGACCAAUUAAAUGGUGAUGAAACAAUAUCUUUAUUAAGUGGUAAAAAGAUCCGGAUCUCAGAUAUUAAAAGUUUUGAUGAAAUUGAACCUCCAAAGGGAAGGAAACCGUCGCUAGAAGGAUCAGUAUCUCAUCCCAGAUCUCCAGGUUUUCAGUCUCAACCCGGAUCAUCCAAAUCCGUUUAUUUGUCCCAGUGUCCAGCUGAGAAUAAUACCCAGCUCGGAUCCAGCUCACAAGCCUCUGUUUACGGAACUCCCAACACCUCGCCUGAAAUUAAAUUAGUCACAAGGAUUGACGACAUAGUGUUUUCCCAAAGCCUUGGAACCACGAGAUCAGGAACAUUUUCUGGAAAUCAUUAUUCUAAAUCCCCGCUCGGAACAACAUAUUCUAAAUCUGCAGUUCCCAUGAAGCGAACUGAGCGAGGAAGAAGAGUUAUGGAUACGCGUGCUAAAAUCGUGGAGGCAAGCGUCAAAUCUGCUUCAAAAACUGUAAUUCCUUCCCCUAGAGUCAGUAUAAGUCAUCCUCCUGCUAGAAACUCGUCAAGUGAGUCGGAAAGUUCUAGAUCAAAUAUUAAUUCCGAUCCAAGAGAUGCUACUCCUGAAGCAACAAGAAACGCGCUAAAUCGCAAGAGUUCACAGAAAAUCUAUUCAAGCCAGGACUGUGAUCGGGACUCUCCUGAAACCUCUAAAACUGGAAAUGCAGAUUCAAGUUUUUUUACUAAAGAUGGAUUAAACUCCUCUGAUAAAGAUAUGUUUGAGAUUUCACCAAGCUCAAGUGUAAAGCCUGCUGAGGGGCAAGGUCUUGGGAAAUCAUUUAUUGAAACUUUGAAAGGAUGGUUAACAAGUAGUUUGAAAAAAAGAGUUGUCGAGGAAAGGGUAAAUUCUAGCUCUAGUUUACCGACACUGAGGACUAGAAAAUUAUCAAACCUUUUAGACCCAGAGUUGAGAAAAUCAUCAGUGCCUCCAGAAGCCGAGUUUAAAGAUUCAUCGAACCAAUCAGGUCCAGAGCUUAGAAAAUCGUCAAAACUCGUAGAUACAGAGGUUAGGAAAAGCUCAAGCCCUCGAGAAUUAAGUCAGAGAAAAAGUUUAAGCUCCCCAGAUGAGAAAUCUGACCAAGAUUCUGAGAGUAAUUUAAAUUUUGUCCAGUUUAGAAAGACGCGUAGUGAAACUUCAGUUGUGACUGAACCCAAGCUAAGAGAUGUGUUCGAAGUGUCGGACAAUCAGAACUGUCCAGGCACUGAAGAUAAAGUUAACCUCAAUAAAACAGAGUCUAAAGGUAGAGCUGACCUUAUCGAUUCUGAGAUGAGAAGAGUACUUAGAUUGCAGGUUCUAGUUGACAAUUCAGAUUCCUUCCUUACGGACGAUUUAGAUAUAACUGACGACCUGUCGAGCCAUUCGUUUAAUGUACUGGACGGACUUCACGGACCAACUGACAUAAUUGAUCAUGCGGACUGUAGGGAUGAACCAGGAGAUUUUACCCUUCAUGUCCUUGGUUCAAGACAGAAAUAUUUCUCCAGUGUUUUCAGUCCUAUGGAUAACUUACAUCAGAUCAGGAGGUUGGUAGAGUUUGUCCCUGAGUUAGUUACUGAGGAGGAUGUUAGACUGAAUGUAAGUGAUCUGAAGAAAGCUGAACCUGGCGAUUAUCUUCUACUCUGCCAGAUUCUGGAGUAUAGUUUUCCUAAAUGUACUCCGUUGUGUGGCUACUGUACUAGAUGUAGGAGACUAGAUCCCUUGAAUAUGUUCCUUAAAGAGAAGAGCGGAUUGGUUUGUGGCUGCUCCGGUAGGGCCGGUGGUGUAGAGAAAAUCUUCUUUUUUCUCCUCAAGGUUCGUGAUCAGACAGGACAUGAACUAGAAGUAGAAGUACGAGGACAGGAGGCCGUAGCGCUCAUGGGACAUCAUUUUAGUGAAAAUCGAAGAGAUGCUGAAAGACGAGAAUCCUGGUUUAAUUUUCUCCGAAAAUGUUUAGCGACUUUUAAGAUCAGAAAGAAGGAUCACAAAACCUACUCAGUCAUUGAGUCAAUACCUAAUCCAGCAGAAUAAACUUUAUGUAUUUCAUUAAUCAUCUGGAAACCUCAAUUGGAACAAAUUUAUUUUUCAGAAUUACAUAUUUUCAUUUUUG